Molecule: messenger RNA, 4066 nt
Organism: Sphaerodactylus townsendi
Lineage: Eukaryota; Metazoa; Chordata; Lepidosauria; Squamata; Sphaerodactylidae
Gene: ELFN1
Product: extracellular leucine rich repeat and fibronectin type III domain containing 1
Exons: 3
Coding region: 780-3170 (796 amino acids)
Molecular function (GO): protein binding
Source: RefSeq, a predicted model, not a curated record
AGGAGUGUCAGCCGCGAUGGGGGUUUAAAUCUGCCGAGGAGCUGCAUGAUGUCUGAGUGUUGCUGUGCGGCUGAAUCCUUUUCAGCGACUCCGCUGGCUCUACAGAGAAAGUCAAAACUUCCAUUCGAAGGCUGGCCCUGGUGAGUGACCCUUCCGAGUUCCUUAAAAUCCGAGUCCGCCCUGCCCGGCAGUGAAUCUCCAAAUGAUGAGGAGGCAAAAUCCAUGACUUCCAAGAGGGAGUAUCUAUUCGGCAGCCGCUUUCUGAUGCCAGCCGUCAGCAGCGUGGCUCCGUCGCUGAGGAGAACUGAGUGACCCAACAAAAAGACGUGUGCCGAGGACCACAGAGAUGGAUAAGGAGCCCAGCUGGAAAGCCCGAGGAAACCCCAGGAAGCAACGAAAGCCAGAGAGCCAAGGACCGGGCAGAGGAGGUCGGAGGCUUGGAGGGAGGAGAGCUUAGCUCAUUCUUGAGCCAGAUCCCGUCUCCUCCCAAGAUCCGUCUUCCUACUGUGUCACUUCAAAAACGAGACAAUGGCAGAAGAACCUGUCUCCCGGGAGAACCUCAGCUGAAGCUUUGGUACCAGAAAGGGUGAUCUGGGAGCAAGACGUUCUCGCGCCUCUUGCAUGACUCUUCGUGGUUUGCAACCAUGAAGAGAAAGGCUAGAAUAACAAUGCGUCCCCGGAAACAUUAGCCCAAGGUGGGGCUCUGCUGUAAGACAAACCACUCCUUUUCCGCCUUCCAGCAGAUCAGGGAUCUCCCUGUCUCCGUGCGGCCCUUCCAAAUGGCAGGCCAUCGGUGGGCUGUGACAUCGGCACUGUGCACAUGCGUGGCGGCUGUCUCCCUGCUGUGCGUGGGCGAGGUGCGGGCAGACUGCUGGCUGAUUGAGGGCGAAAAGGGCUUCGUGUGGCUGGCCAUCUGCAGCCAGAACCAACCACCGUACGAGUCCAUCCCCCAGCAGAUCAACAGCACGAUCCUGGACCUGCGGCUGAACGACAACAAGAUCAAGAGCGUGCAGUUCGCCUCCCUCAGCCGCUUCAGCAACCUCACAUACCUCAACCUGACCAAGAACGAGAUCUCCUAUAUCGAGGACGGUGCCUUCUCGGGACAGUAUAACCUGCAAGUGCUGCAGCUCGGCUACAAUCGCCUGAGGAACCUGACGGAAGGAAUCCUUCGGGGCCUGGGGAAGCUCGAGUAUCUUUACCUCCAGGCUAACCUCAUUGAGAUGGUUACCCCCAAUGCCUUCGGGGAGUGCCCCAACAUCAUGAACAUUGACUUGUCCGUGAACCGGAUCCAGCGGCUCGACAGCAACACUUUCAGGGGCCUGAGCAAACUCUCUGUCUGUGAACUCUACAGCAACCCUUUCUACUGCUCUUGUGAGCUCUUGGGCUUCCUUCAGUGGCUCGAGGGCUUCACCAACAUGACGCGCACCUAUGACCGCAUGCAGUGUGACUCGCCGCCGGACUACUCCGGGUACUACCUUUUAGGCCAGGGGCGGAGCGGUUACCGGAACGCCCUGGGCAUGCUCUCUUCCCUCUGCACAGGCGGCCCAUACACGAUGCCUCCUCAUUUCAUCCCUCCCAAGUACCUGGCGACAACAGCUCCCCCCGAGAACACGUGUCCCGAGGAAGAGUGCUUCUCUGGUGACGGCACCACGCCGCAGGCCUCGUUGCACACGCCUGUUAUCGACCCGGGCUUGUACCCUACUAUGAAAGUGAAGCACGUGACCCACAACUCGGCCACGCUGAGCGUCCAGAUCCCAGUGCCGUACAGCAAGAUGUACACCUUGGCCCAAUUUGAGAACGGCCGCUAUAACAUCCUCGCCAAGCUGCUGAAGAAGAAAGAGGACAUCGAGCUGACCAACCUGGUGGCGAACGAAGACUACACUUACUGCGUGAUGUCUUCCAACCGAGUCUCAAGGUAUAACUACACUUGCCUCACCAUCAACCUCAACAAACAAAAGACAGUGGAGCCAAUCCCCAGCUCUUCCACGGCCACUCACUACAUAAUGACGAUCCUGGGCUGCCUGUUCGGCAUGGUUAUUGUGUUAGGAGUGGUGUACUAUUGCCUCCGGAAGAAGCGGCAACAGGAGGAGAAGCACAAGAAGGCAGCGGUCAACAUGAAGAAGACCAUCAUCGAGCUGAAAUACGGGCCAGAGAUGGAGACGACCAGCAUCUCCCAGCUGUCGCAAGGCCAGAUGCUGGGCGGCGAGACCGUGACCCGAAUCCCCUACCUUCCUUCCGUGGGAGAGGUCGAGCAGUAUAAACUGAUUGACAGCAGCGAGACCCCCAAGGCCACCAAGGGGAACUACAUGGAAGUGCGCACGGGAGAACAGCCCGAAAGGAGGGAGUGCGAGCUGCCGAUCGCGCCCGACAGCCAGAGCUCGGUGGCCGAGAUCUCCACCAUCACGAAAGAGGUGGACAAAGUGAACCAAAUCAUCAACAACUGCAUCGAUGCCUUGAAAUCAGAGUCCACCUCCUUCCAGGGGGUGAAGUCGGGAGCCGUCUCCACAGCCGAGCCUCAACUGGUGCUUUUAUCGGAACAGAUCCCCGGCAAGCAUGGCUUCCUGGCUCCGGUCUACAAGGAGAGCUACAACCACCCUUUGCAGAGGCACCACAGCAUGGAAGCCCCACCCAAGCGUUCCAGCACUUCUUCCAGCGGCUCCCUACGAAGCCCCCGAUCCUUCCGCUCAGAGGGCUCCGGCCACAAAUCAGAAGCCAAAUAUAUCGAGAAGACAUCUCCGACCGCGGACACCAUUCUCACUGUGACGCCGGCAGCGGCUAUCCUGCGGGCCGAGGCCGAGAAGAUCCGACAGUACAGCGAUCACCGGCACUCGUACCCCGGGUCCCACCAAGGGGAGCAGCACGACAGCAUGGCAGGGCGCAAGCCCUCCAUCUUGGAGCCGCUGACCCGCCCCCGCCCCAGAGACUUGGCCUACUCGCAGCUCUCGCCUCAGUACCACAACCUGAGCUACUCCUCCAGCCCCGAGUACACGUGCAAACCGUCCCACAGCAUCUGGGAGCGUUUCAAACUGAACCGCAAGCGGCACAAAGAUGAGGAGGAGUACAUGGCCGCCGGCCACGCCCUGCGCAAAAAGGUCCAGUUUGCCAAAGACGAGGAUCUUCACGACAUCUUAGAUUACUGGAAGGGGGUCUCUGCCCAGCACAAGUCCUGAGUCCUCGACCAACUCGUGACUUAACACUGGACCAAAACGAGAAAAAAAAAUCUGCAGCAGCUAUUUUUAUUCCAGACUUGUCUUUCCAACGAACAAAUAAAUAACUUAACGAGAAUCUAUACUUAUUCUAUAUAAUGUAUAAGAAAGAGAGAGAGAGAGAGAGAGAGGUAUAUCUUAUUGUCUUGCUCACGCGAGAUGAUUACCAAAUUUGAGGAAAGGGGAGGGGGAGGGACAGACGCUGAAAAAAAUAAACGACAGAGUGAAAGAGAAUUUUGUUUUCUUUUUUAAAAAAAUACAGAAAAUUCAAUAUUAAAAAAGAGAGAAAGAAGAACGGAACUAACGAGAGAGAGAGAGAGAGAGAGAGAGAGCCAGGCAAAAACAAAUAGCCCAAGGAGUUCGAAGUAAACCAACUGCAUCGCAUGACUCCUUAAUUCUGUGAUUUUCGUGGACUAUUGUGUACAGUUUUGUCUUCUUCUUCCGUAACCAAAAAAAAAGGGAAAAUGACAAAAGGUAAAUCCCCAAAAAAGGGAGGGGGGAAAGGUAGCAGAAGGAUUAAAAAAACAGACAAAACGGUAAUAUUUUGGGCCUUUUGCAAAUGGAGUCUUCCAGUUUAGACUAUAAGCCGCCUGAAGUCCCAUUUGUGCGUUCAUUUGAUGCAAGAUUCUACCACAAUGUUGCAUUGUAAAGCUGUUGUCCUGUUGUACAGAGAGAACAAAAAAUAAUCUAUAUUUGCAAAUGUUUGCUGUAUACCGAGAGAGAGAGAUUAAAAAAAAAGAGAGAGAGGAAAAUAUUACGUCUACUAAAAGAAAUAUAUCUAUAUAUUCACCUGUUUGUACCAGGUUUUAAUCAUGGAUUUUAGAAAAAAAACAAAAAACAAGAAUCCUGUUGGGCUUGGC